Molecule: messenger RNA, 1535 nt
Organism: Aplosporella prunicola CBS 121167
Lineage: Eukaryota; Fungi; Ascomycota; Dothideomycetes; Botryosphaeriales; Aplosporellaceae
Exons: 2
Coding region: 98-1414 (438 amino acids)
Source: RefSeq, a predicted model, not a curated record
CGGCCACGCGGCUGGCCAUGUCCAGACGCGCCCUGCCGGGGCGGCUCGUGAUGCUGUGCCCGGGUCGCUGCGGAGGCCGCCGUCGGGCUGUGGACAGAUGGGAGGGCUGGCUCCCGUCCUCACUAUCGACCCGGACGCCGAGGUCGUCAUCAUGGGUGACACCAUGAGUGAUGGCCCGUCUGGGAGCGUGUCAAGGAGUGCGGGGGGCCAGGCCCUCACCAAUGACGACGCGCGCCGCCGGAAUGCCUCGCGCCAUGAGGCCAUGGCGAUGCUGGAGGGAGCCGUGCCAGCGAGCACGGAGAUUGACUGGGACAACUUUCAAGAGUUGUUGCUCAGCGAGUCACCACCAAACGCCUCACCGUCUCACGGCAACGGUAGUCCUGACACUACUGACAUGGACCCCUUCCGCGACCAAGAGGAGGUGGAGACGGUCGAGCGGCCUGAAGUCCCUACCCCAUCUCAGCACGCCGUCUUGCCAGCAGUCACGCCUAGUCUACGCGUCGUCUCCAACGACUUGACCGACGCUUCUCUCGUUGUCACGCCCAAGGAAGCUCGCAUCGCAAGACGGAACUCCCGCAUACCAACUCCGUCGCGCACUCUACCCAACAGCGAUCAACCGGCGCCCUUUGCUGCACCGCGCCGGUACAGCAAGCCACUCUCACCAGUGGCCGACACGUUUCCACCAACGCGGUUCCCUUCCGAGCAAAUCACACAACGCUUCCAAGCCGAUGACUCCGGGCCCAACACGCAGCAGGCGCAGCAAGCCUCGCCCGUGCUCCCACUCCGAAUGAGCGCAAUCCCGACGACCAAGAAAGACCGCUCAACAUCCAAAGCGCGCCUCGCCAUGUCCAAAGUCGGGCGCCUGCUGCACCCCAAACGGGACACCAAACUCGCCUCCACCUCCAACUCCAACCCUAAGCGCCCCGACCGCAGCAGCAAGACCAAAAUCAACUUCGUCGAGAAGCCGCUGGUCGUGCCCUCCCGUCAUGCUGAGCACCACGCGCCGCUACAUCGCAGGCCCUCACAGCAGCCCACGGCCAGCGCGUUCGCGCAUCAUGCGCGCAUGCCGGGCGGGCGGGGCUCUGCUGCUACUAUUUCUACUGCUACUGCUCCCGCUGCUCCUCAGGCUGCAGCGCAGCCGCUCCCGCGCUCGCUCGCCGACAAGAAACUCCCCGUGCUGCCUCACACGCCCACGCCCACGCCCGCCGCCAGCAGCACCUCAGGCCACGCCGCGCCUCGCGACACGACUUCAACGCCGUCGCCUAACACCAACACCAACACCACCCAGCCCGCUCACGCGCUCGCCACUCCAGCGGAGAAAGACACCAAGGCCAUGGCGCUGUACAUGCUGCAGCAGACGGCGAGCAUGGCGUCAGCGGGCCGUGGGGCUGUGCUGGAUAUCACUUCUCAGUAACAGCCGCGCAAGAAUCGCGCAUCGCAGAGGAGCGCGCGCGGCAGGCUGCGUCGGAGGCGAGCGUUCAUGCGGAGGUGGCGCAGCAGAGCUUGCGCCGGAUUUGUGGGUUGGUGGGGAGUAA